AUGUCUUUCACGGAGACAGUUCGUCUGAAAUUAUACUGGAAUACUACUUAUACAACUGAACCUGAUGGGACUAUCACGGUACAGCGGGAUGCGCCGGACGGUUAUCUUAUCAUUGAUCGUAUGUUAGAUUUCUCGGAACUUGUUGAUAAGGUAUGUGGUGUGAUGGAAGUUGAUAGAGAAGGGCUGUAUAUUGAUUUUUCUUUGGUAUGGACGGAGAGGUCAGAAAAAAGGUCUCGUGUGCACAUUAAUGAUGAUAAUACUGUUCGGUUCAUUUAUCUUUGUGUUGAUAAAUGGCCAGAAUUGUAUCCUGAAAAUGUUGAGAGAACAGGCCAUGUUUAUGCAAGUACAUCUGGCCAGGAUAUUGGUGCCAGCACUAGUGGUGGUAGAACAGUUGAAGAUAAUGAAGAUGGAGAUGAAGAUGGAGAUGAAGAUGAAGAUAAAGAUGAAGAUGCAGAUGAAGAUGAAGAUGAAGAUGGCGGGGGUGUCAAAAGCAGUGAUGAUGAGUACGUCCCAUCGGAUGAGGACUCAGAUGACGACACUGAUUUUGAGUCAUCUUCUUCAGUCCCAUAUGUUUUCGACGACAUAAGUGGAUGGGACAAGACUUUAGAGGAAGUAGAUUGUGAUGGGAUUAAAAUGUGGGAUGGCAAUCCGUUGACGCUAGGCCUUGAUAUACAUUUCGCCAACAAGCCUGAGGCACAAGCGGCAGUGGGAGAAUGGAACUUGGUACAUGGUCAGAUUUUCCGGGUGAAAACGAGCUCUAAACGAACAUGGUAUGUCGAAUGCGAGACGUGUGGACCCAAAUAUCCGAAAGAGCGUCUUCACGGCUAUGAUUGUCUAUGGAAGGCGCGAGUUUCGGUACAGAAGGCCACCGAUACUUGGAAAAUGGUGGUAUGGUCCGAUUCCCACAACUGUCUUGGGGCAAACAAGAUAAACGAGUCCCGAAACGUCACGUCUUCUAUGAUUGCUAGACUGGUUGCCCAAAAUGUGCGAAAACAUCCAGAUUUUGCAGUUGCCCAAAUUCAAAUAGAAGUUUUGGAGAAGUACCAAGUCGAAUGUAGCUACAAGAAGGCAUGGCAUGGUAGAAGAAAAGCACUUGAGGCUCUGUAUGGUACAUGGAAAGCUGAGGAGAAGCAAGUUGUGUUGUAUGCAAAUCGAGAGUGCACUUGUGGAAGGUGGCAGACUUUCAGAUUUCCUUGUUCCCAUGCACUUCGAGUUGCCCGUGAGCUAGGUGACGAUCCCUUCCCACUUUUUGAUCCAUGUUACACUACGCAUCAAUGGUACCAGCAGUUUUCUGGAGAAUUCAACCCAAUCAUGGAACCAUGGCCAAAGGCAAAGUGGCAGAUCAGGCCAGAUGACACUAAACUUGUCCACCAUGCUGGCCGAAGUCAGAAGCGUGUGAAUCGGAAAAAAGGUGUGAUGGAUUAUACAAGCAAAUCUGGCCAGCGAAGACUCCAAACUUGCAGUUUAUGUAAGCUACAAGGCCAUAAUGCCAGAGCUUGCCCAUAUGCGAGAGUUUGCGCACGAUGUGGAAGUUUAGAUCAUGAUGCUGUGGAAUGCCCUUCUUCUCAUCCACCUGCUGACAGGACCGCUAUUGAUAAACUGUACGAUCCAUAUGGAAUUCGUGCCUAUUUGGAGAGGAUGUUUGGAUUUAGGUUCCAGACAGAGGAGUCUAGAUUGACGAGCGUUUCCAUCACUGAAAUAAAGACUCACAUAGAGAAUAAUCCUUUGACGGACCUGUUCCCUGACGAUGCACACCUACAGCGAGCCCGUUGUUUUGUUGGAUGGCUCGUUGGCGGAUUACUGUUCUCAAACACUACGAGAAACAGUUUUCCUCUCGAUCUUGUGCAUUUUCUUCAUACUCCCGAGAUUUGCUCGGAGUACAAUUGGGGUAGUGCGGCAUUAUGUUACUUGUACCGCAGCAUGUCCAAGUCAUCUCUGGCCACUUCUGCCAAGGUUAUUACCGGCUGUGUGAUUCUUCUUCAGCUCUGGGCCUGGGAGCGGAUUUUGACGGUUCAGCCCAAGAUACUGGGUGGGGAUCUCGAUCCAUCUGAUUGUCCAUUGGGCACGAGGUGGUCCCGUGAGAAAAAAGUUCAAGGUAUCACGCGGUUCAAUUUGGCCGCGUACCUUGGAUCAGCUUGCAGUUCUCGCAGAUUUGUAUGGAUGCCGUACACGACUUUUUUGGGUCGUAUUGCCAGGGUUUGUCUUGUGGGACAGGGCAUAUGGCUAUCUCAGACAUGGCUCAUCUGCGGUGAUGUAGUUGCGCCACACAACCCUAGUAGGGUAUUUCGCCAAUUUGGUUAUCACCAGGGGAUACCCGGCGACGCAUUACUUCUCACUGCGGCGGAAAUUACUAGCCUGGUCAAGAGGAAGCCGUUUGGAGGAUCCGAUAGGAGAUGGUUACAACAACUAGGGAUAUAUCUCCAGGUUUGGAAUGAUCGCCACGCCCAACUUGUGGGGACUGAUGAUGAUUAUGUUGGCGAGCCUUCCGCAGAUCCGGAGUAUCUCUUGUGGUACCAUCAGGUUACUGUGAAGUAUGUUACGGAUCCGACGGACUCUGAAAAUGCGAGGGGUUUUCACGGUUCUGCAGAGACCUUGCGCCUCAUGAGUUCGCUAGAUGGCCAGUCGAUACAUUACACGAGUAACUUUCUUUCGAGUAUGUUCGAGGGUGUUGCGGGUCAGCAUCAGGCUGAUGACCCAGCUAAGGGUGAGCGUGAGAGUCAGGGUGAAGAUGAGGCUGAGGAUGAGGCUGAGGAUGAGGCUGAGGAUGCGGACUGGAUGAUCGGUUUGAGGUCGGGGUUAUCAGCGCCAUGA
Molecule: messenger RNA, 2811 nt
Organism: Oldenlandia corymbosa var. corymbosa
Lineage: Eukaryota; Viridiplantae; Streptophyta; Magnoliopsida; Gentianales; Rubiaceae
Source: the annotation of a GenBank genome assembly